Messenger RNA from Notolabrus celidotus (New Zealand spotty), 3521 nucleotides. RefSeq names its product tumor necrosis factor receptor superfamily, member a (gene tnfrsfa). Bases 277 to 1617 code for a protein of 446 amino acids. Lineage: Eukaryota; Metazoa; Chordata; Actinopteri; Labriformes; Labridae. Gene Ontology annotation, molecular function: protein binding. Gene Ontology annotation, biological process: TRAIL-activated apoptotic signaling pathway; positive regulation of apoptotic process. Gene Ontology annotation, cellular component: cell surface; plasma membrane. The record is from RefSeq and is a predicted model, not a curated record. The transcript has 10 exons.
UGUGUGACGUCAGACGCUGCGUUGAGGGAGAAAAAAAAAAGUCCUCCUCUCAACUCAGACCGAUUUCUCCUCUCCCUGAAAACUGCGCUAAAGUUUGGAGUGAUCCGAGGAAACCCAUGAAAGAAACCAAACCACGGAUAGUUUGUAAGCUGGACUCGCGUGGCUGUUUUCAUUCUUCACCCUAAUUUUGUCCUUUUUGAGACUUUAAAGCUGGUGGGGUUUUCAAACAGCGAAGUCUGAAUCCCAGGGAUUUCCUCUCUUCUCGGAGUUCCCAAAAUGAACUUCGGUCCGGUCAGGAAACUUUCUGUGUUGGUGGCAGCGCUCCUCUUGCUGGUUUGUCACGCAGCAGAACCUCCAGCGGCUCAGAGGUCCGGCGAUGAAUUCAAAAACUCUACCUUACGACGGCACAGGACAUGUGUGGAGAACGAGCAGUACCUCCAUCAGGGACACUGCUGCCUCAACUGCCAGGCUGGAACCUUUGUGCAGAAAGGAUGUGAUGGAGACCAGGAAAAGGGGACUUGUCACUCCUGUGAGCACGGGCAGACCUACACGGAGCACUCCAACGGGAUGAACCGCUGUCUACCCUGCACACACUGUCGACUAGAUGAGACUAAAACUGAGUCCUGCACCACGACUACAGACACCAAGUGCAUGUGCAAACCAGGAACCUUCUGUGUCCCCGAUCAGGCCUGUGAAGUCUGCAAACGCUGCGCCAAGUGUAAACCAGGAGAGGAGGAGGUGACGAAGUGCACUUCUGACGCCAACACUGUAUGUCGAAAACUGAAUCCUUCCCCGACUGAAUCCACCCCAGCUCUUCCCACAUCAGCUCCAACCUCUCCUCAGGACACCGUUCUUCCUGUGUCUAUCCCCUUGUUAAUCAUCGCCUGCCUUUUUGCCGCCUUCGCUGUGUGGUGGUUCAUAAUCAAGCGGCGGUCAUGUGAGACACCAUGUUUGAAGAGCAGUUGUGACUCCAGUGAAAUCGUGAAGAUUCCCAUCGAUGAGAGCGGAUCCACGGCCGAGGAGAGGCAGAACGAUCAGAACGCCGGCCUGGAGGGAGAGGAGCCCCGCCCGGAGUCACGGCCCCUGCUGCAGGAGACCCAGUCCGGGAUGACUAAAGCCUCCCCUCCUCUGGAAGACGAAGACAGAGGCCUUGGAGAUAGUUUGCCAAACACAACCAGCUCCUCUCAGACCAGCCUGUCAGCCCUGCCCACAGCUGCUUCCUCUGGAAACACCCCCCACCACAGCCCCACUGCUCCCAGACUGCCCCCUGCAGACAUGGAUGAUCCUCUGCAACAUCGAUUGCUGCCACUUCUAGGCUCGGAAAAAUCCCUGAAGAAGAGCUUCGAUCUGUUUGACGAGUACCUGGAUGUUCGGAUCCACAACAAGUUCUUCAGACGGAUCGGCGUGAGCGACAACCACAUUCGUAUCGCGGAGAACGGCGCCCCCGGUGACAAAGUGUACGAACUGCUGAAGAGCUGGAUGCAGCGGCAGGGACUCAAAGCCGACAUGAACGACCUGCUGGAAGCCCUGCUCGGCAUGGACCAGCGGCGCUCGGCCGAGAGCAUCGCCUCCGCCGCCCUGCAGAAAGGCUUCUACAAGCACGCGGACACACCCUGAGGGAGCGGCGUGAAGGAAGAGCACAUAAAAGACGCUGAAGGUGGACGUUGUGUCUGACGAACAGGCUUACCUCUUUGUGGCUGAGCGGCCAUGUUUUCAGAAGCCAGUAGUUUAAAAAGAAAAACACAAAAAAGGGGAAAGUCGAGCCGGACUGAUUGGAGCUCCUUGGAUGUCGACUACUUGCCGAAAAAUGAGAAUGAAGCAUACGUUUCUUUGUCCGAUUUUUAACAACAAAGACGACGACGAUGAUGAAAAAGUCUCCAAAUUUAGAGCACAACAACAUGAAGGUGUCCAAAUGCAGUAGUGGCUGCGUUUAAGCCAACGAAGCCAACGAAGCUACAUGCUGAAAGCUUAGACGUCUCCAGUCGCGUGUCACUCAUCUGGUUUUCCUCCCAGAGUACAAAACACUAACCUGGAGACAAGAUUAUACACUGGUUUGUAGGAGUGGCAUUAAAUAUGUCACUGAUACUGGUGCACUGACCUCUGGCACAUGUAGGAUGUAAAACUACAAUCAUGCUUUAGUUAUUGUUUGUAUGUUUCAAAGAGUUCAUGAACACUUUUUCUGAUUUGAGCAGGAAAAAAAAUGUCCUUAGCAGUCAAAAGUCUUGCCUUACUAAUCAUAAACUUUACCUUCUCAGUGCCAUUUGAUCAUCUUAAUGUAUUAGGUCUAAUCUUUUAUGAUGAUUUGAUAAUGUUCAUGGAGCGUAUAGUUCAAAAACGUCACGAUUUGGAGGAUUGUUUUCACUCUUUACGUUCAACAAGCAACGUUUAUAGAAGGAAUUUCACGAGCUGUUUCUGUCGGAGUAACUGUUAAUACUAUAGAAAAAAUGUUUCCAUAAUAUGUCCAGGUCAUUUUUUUUAUUUAUUGUCAUAUUUAUUCUAAUGAAUAAUAAUUAUCUUUCAUUAUUUAUACCGUUGCCAAAAAGUAACAAAAGAAAGCAACAACCCUGCAAGGAGAACACGUGGGUUUAGCCUCAGGGGCGACAUGACUGACAUCCAAACUUUUCAAGGUGUGGUUGAAACAUGUAAAUGAAUGAACUCUCGUCUAUAGUGUAGCACUCUGUUCCACACUGUUAAUGUUACGCCUGUCUACUCUUCAUGAUGCUAAAUGCAGACGGUGUCAUUUCAAAUUGAAGUUGAAGUUGAAAUGACGUCGAUCCAUUAAAAAAAAAUGAGGAUUUACCUGUCGCUCCAGUUCACACAGUGACCAAACCGUCCUCUGGGUGCAGGUACAGAUUGUUUUGUCUAGGUUAGACUCGGACAAGAUGAAGGAAACUAUUUCUGGAUUUAAAAAAAAAGAAAAGAAGCUCCAAUUUAUCCCUCUAUAAUGUCCCCCAUGUACAUAGAAAUGUGCCUUUCAGAGUGUAAUGUAUAUAAGCAGCUGGAUUAACAAAGCAGAAUGACUGUUCUGAGGAGAAAGCACAAGCAGAGGUGUUAAAUGUUCAGGUUGUGCCAUGUAAAACUAUAUUUUGCCCGUUUUUCCUGCAGUCUCCUGUAUAUAUAGGAAAGAGUUACAGAGUUAUAUAUUAAUGCUGAGGGAUGCAACAGUGCCGGCACUGCCAUCUACUGACAGACAAUGAAACUACAGCCUGCAUCAAUUCCUAGGGACGCUGCACAACCCCCUUUCUCAGCUGUUCGACUUUCUUCUGCAUGUUUUGUUCACUCCGUUUGUCUUUUUGUUUUAACAUUUUCUGAGUUUUUCACUUCUACAUAUUUCAUUCGCAAGUCCCCAAAGCUGAUCAAUCAGCUGCUCCUGCUUUUGUACAAAGUUUCUACACGACUCUGCCUUAAAGCCAUCUCUCCCUCCCCUUAGUUAUUGUUUGCUUGUCUUGGAUUUCAGAUAUAAAUUAUGCAAAUAUGUCAAAACUUUUUAUGUAAAGUUCAAAUAAAUGUUUUGUACAGAU